This is a messenger RNA of Raphanus sativus (radish), 1359 nucleotides long. Its product is annotated as 50S ribosomal protein L3-2, mitochondrial. The coding region runs from base 122 to 1096 and encodes 324 amino acids. Gene Ontology annotation, cellular component: mitochondrial large ribosomal subunit; ribosome. The record is from RefSeq and is a predicted model, not a curated record. The transcript has 5 exons. Gene Ontology annotation, biological process: translation. Gene Ontology annotation, molecular function: structural constituent of ribosome. NCBI's taxonomy places the organism in Eukaryota, Viridiplantae, Streptophyta, Magnoliopsida, Brassicales, Brassicaceae.
UCUCUCUCGCUUAGAGGGUCAAAAUAGUUGACUCCUCCCAUCUAAAACCCUACGCAAAAGCCUCCUCCUCCUCCUCCUCCGAGUUCCUUCUUCCGCUUGCUUCCGAUUCGAUCCGAAACCAAUGGGCGCCGUACCAAGAUGCCUCCUUUCUCGCAUCACUCAAUUUCUAUCGAUCCGAUCUCUAACCCCUUCACCCUCCUCUCAAUCUCUUCCCCAUUCUAGCCUCUUCCUCGCCCGACGAUUCAGCUCCGAUGCUGGAUCACUCGACGGCAACGAAUCCGACGUAAUCGAAGCUCCGACUCGGAUCAUCGAGGCGAAACCCGGAGAAAUGUCCCGGGGAUCCAAAAGGACAGGGAUCAUCGCCGUCAAGUGUGGGAUGACAGCUCUCUGGGACAAAUGGGGAGCUAGGGUUCCGGUGUCGAUCCUCUGGGUCGAUGACAACAUCGUCUCUCAGGUCAAAACCGUUGAGAAAGAAGGCAUCUUUGCACUGCAGAUUGGGUGUGGGCAUAAGAAACCGAAGCAUUUGACGAUGCCUGAGUUGGGUCAUUUCAGAGCUCAAGGUGUGCCGUUGAAGAGGAAGCUGAGAGAGUUUCCUGUGACGGAAGACGCUUUGCUUCCUGUUGGGACUGAGCUCGGUGUGCGUCAUUUUGUUCCUGGGCAGUUUGUUGAUGUCACUGGGAUCACUCGUGGGAAAGGUUUUCAGGGAGUGAUGAAAAGAUGGAAGUUCAAAGGAGGGCCGGCAUCACAUGGUUGUUCAAAGGCACAUCGGAAAGGUGGUUCCACAGGUCAAAGAGAUGAUCCAGGAAAGGUGUUCAAGGGAAGAAAGAUGCCUGGGAGGAUGGGUGCAGAGCAGAGGACUGUAAAGAACGUUUGGGUUUACAAGAUUGAUCCCGCCAGGAACCUCAUCUGGGUUAGAGGACAAGUUCCUGGUGCGGAAGGAAACUUUGUGUUCAUAAAAGAUGCGCACUACAAGAAACCAGACAUCUCAAAGCUUCCAUUUCCAACCUACUUAGCCCCAGAAGACGAGGACCCAUCAGAGUUAGAACCGUUGGUCGCAGAUCUAGGAGAAGUCGACCCAUUUAUGCUAGCAGAGUGAUGUUAAAGACAUGAUCCUCAUCUUGAUUUUGACCUUUUUCAUUUUUUACGUUCGUGGAAGACGAGAAGCUGAUGAAGUGGAGGCACAGAGCUCUAAAGCUUUUGCUGAAGAAAGAUUGUCUUUUCCUAUUUAUUAGUUGUAUGAAACUGAAAACGAUGGUUAGAGAGGAAUCUAGUCUUUGCAUUUGUUGAAUCUGCAAUAAGCAAUGAAGUAACAGUAUUCUUGUCUUAUCUUCUAAUUAUAUGGUUACUUUUGUAUGUUUA